ACCUGAUAAUGUGUUAUUCAAAGCAGUAUGUUAUGAUAUUUUUGAUGUCGUAAAUUUAUCGCGAAAUUUUGAGAGAACUGAUUACAGCCAUAACAGGAAGAUGGUUGUCCUGAGGAGCAAGAAAGUUACAGAUGAUGGAGCAGCAAACACUAGCAACUCAUUGUUGGACAGUGGUCAAGAGGUGCAUCUUGUUACUGGCGGGGGAGGAUUUGCAGGUUUCUGGCUUGGGCGCAGCCUUGCAGAGCAAGGUCACAAGGUCAUGCUUGUGGAUGUCAGGGAGCCCCUGUGGCCUUUGAAGCCCAACAUGGAGUUUUAUAAGUGCGACCUGACAGACCGUCUGAGUGUUACAGAACUAUUUGAAAGAAUUGACUGUGUCUACCAUAUGGCAUCGUACGGUAUGUCAGGGCGAGAACAGUUAGACCGACCGAGAAUUGAGGCUGUCAACAUUGGAGGGACAUCGAAUGUCAUUGCAGCCUGCAUAGAGAAGGAUGUGACUAGACUCGUAUAUACAAGCACUUACAACACAGUGUUCGGCGGGCAGACAAUCAAGAAUGGGGAUGAAAGCCUAGAGUUCCUUCCCUUGGAUCAGCACCCUGACCAUUACUCAAGAACAAAGAGCAUUGCGGAACAGAAAGUUUUGGCUUCCAACUUGACGCCCACUCAAAGCGGUAAAACACUGCGAACGUGUGCUCUCCGAUUGGCGGCUGUGUAUGGGCCAGGGGAGACCAGGCAUAUACCUCGAAUUGUGAACAACAUAGAACAGGGUUUAUUUUUCAUCAUCUACAAGAAAGAGAGUCUACAAGAUUUCCUCCAUGUUGAAAAUCUUGCGCAGGCUCACCGUAAAGCUGGCGAGGCAUUGACCGAGACGAAAGGCUAUGUCUCAGCUGGAAAAUCAUACUUCGUCUCAGAUGACUGUCCUGUGAAUACUUUCACGUUCUUCCAACCGCUCAUUGUAGGCCUGGGAUACCCGAUGCCUCGAUUAACAAUACCGCUCUCUGUGAUAUACUUUGUUGCGUUUGUGACGGAAUGGCUUCAUUACCUCAUAUCUCCCGUGUAUAACUUCCAACCUCUACUAACACGCACAGAGGUCUACAAAACUGGAGUGACGCAUUACUUCAGCAUUGAAAAAGCUCGAAAAGAACUUGGCUACUCCCCUACUAUUCAGAAUGAUUUGUCGGAAGUUGUCCGGCAUUAUAUAACAAUGGGUCGUCAGAAACAAACAAAGCCACCAUCAAGUUUUCUUUACUGGGUUAUAAACAUAAUAUUCAUGUUUAUGUUUGCUGCACUAAUUAUGUCUUUUAUACCUCUUGUAAAAUAGUGCUGUCACAACCCGUCACAACCCGUCAUAACUGGUAUUGUUAUAAGCUUGUGUGCACUUUUAAUAAAAGAAAAAGUAUUGUCAUAGUGAUACUGAUAAUUGAUCGCCACCAGAAGCAGAGUCAUGAACAGCUUUUACCUUUGGACAUAACACUUUUUUGUAAUAACAUAGCUGAUGACACAUAAUGUCAAGUAAGGCUGAAUUUGGUUUGAAAUUUUGGCAGAAAUCAUUGUGGAUUUAUGUCCCUUGACUGACUAAGAAUGAACAGAACAAGUUGGCAUCUGCUUGUAGAUUUUUGUUAAUUUUAAUAUUUAUUUGAUUCCAUUCUUAGGUACCAAUUUAAAUGCUAUUUUAAUUUUGUUGGUGAUAUUUUUGAUAAAUUCAUGAAAGCAAUAUCAGUGAGAUCUCAUGGUAAAACUCUAAAUAGGUCUUACAUUGACGAUUGGCUUUCCUUUACAUGCCUAUCAUGUAAGUUUUUAAGUAUUGUUGUCAUAUAAAAAUUAUACAAUCUAUUUGUAAUAAAUAUGAAUAUUUUAA
Mya arenaria is the source of this 1855-nucleotide messenger RNA. RefSeq names its product short-chain dehydrogenase/reductase family 42E member 1-like. The transcript has 11 exons. Gene Ontology annotation, biological process: steroid biosynthetic process. The record is from RefSeq and is a predicted model, not a curated record. NCBI's taxonomy places the organism in Eukaryota, Metazoa, Mollusca, Bivalvia, Myida, Myidae. Gene Ontology annotation, molecular function: 3-beta-hydroxy-Delta5-steroid dehydrogenase (NAD+) activity. The coding region runs from base 101 to 1318 and encodes 405 amino acids.